AUGCCUGCCCUUACGAUGGGACUCGCGAUCUCUGCAACAGUCACUGUGGGUCCGAUAUACUGGGCGCAGGCGUUCGUCGUUAGUAUCAUUACGCCUUGGGACAUGGACAAUGUCUUUUCCGUCAGAACGCUCAUGCUAAGCAAUGUUAUGCCACGGGUACCCCAAGGGUUGCCGGCGUCGCUGGUGAUAACAAUGGUGAACUAUUCGAUCUCGUUUGGGUUAGGUUCGCUGGGAUCGUUGAGUCGAGACUGA
Aspergillus calidoustus is the source of this 252-nucleotide messenger RNA. Lineage: Eukaryota; Fungi; Ascomycota; Eurotiomycetes; Eurotiales; Aspergillaceae. The record is from the annotation of a GenBank genome assembly.